This is a messenger RNA of Rotaria sordida, 540 nucleotides long. The record is from the annotation of a GenBank genome assembly. NCBI's taxonomy places the organism in Eukaryota, Metazoa, Rotifera, Eurotatoria, Philodinida, Philodinidae.
AUGUUUCCUAAUGCGACUAAAAUUAAUUUAAUGAUUGAAAGACAAUCUCCUAUGAGUUCAUUAGACUUUCUUACUUCAAUAAUCAAUGUUUCAAAAUUGGUUGAAGUCAAAUUAGAAAGUUAUUGUUUCGACCACGAUAAUCAAAAUCUUUUAGUUAAAAUUAUUUCUAUUCUUAAACAAGCAUAUUCUCUUUCAUCUUUGAUAGUUCAAAGUCGUUAUGGUAAAUAUCGAUUAUAUCCAUUUUUGAAUCGUUUAUGUUCAAAAAUUCCACGUCAGACUAAAUGUUUACAAAUACCAAUCAAUCAAUUAAAUCAAAUUGAAAUCAUUUUUGAACGAUGUCAAAAUUUGUCAGUUGUACGAUUUGAAAUAACACGUUCGAAAUUUUCUCAACAGGUCAUUGACUGGUUUAAUCAGAACACUAUGAAUUCAACAUUUCGAAGACAUAAUGGAUGUGAUAUUGUAUGGAUUGGAAAGAAAAUAAAUCAUAUCAAAGAUAGUCAUAAACGAAUUAAGUUGGAUGAAAAUCAAUUUGAUUCUUAA